This is a messenger RNA of Aegilops tauschii subsp. strangulata, 3606 nucleotides long. RefSeq lists its product as uncharacterized. Lineage: Eukaryota; Viridiplantae; Streptophyta; Magnoliopsida; Poales; Poaceae. The record is from RefSeq and is a predicted model, not a curated record.
UCUUUUUUUUCCGCGGGUUCAGGAGUUCGGGAGACCUCCACGCGGUCGCGCUCCGUGAUCCAAAUAACUAUUCAUGUAUUUUCUUAUAAUUAUAAAAUAUAUUGUUUUAUCGUUUAGAAUGAAAGACUAUUAUUUUUAUUAUGUGCAAAACUAAAGAAGACGGAGAUUUGUACAUGGCACGAGUCGAUAUGCGUAACUACCUGCUAUGUCUGCGAACUACUACGUACUAUUUCUAUUAAAGUCACAAUCAACAAAUUCCAAAAUAAGAUGAGCUUAGGCUCGUACUUCAUGUUGUAGCUUUGGUGAAAAUGCAAAAAUUGCAUGCAUUCGCUUCUCCAGGGAUGCAACACUUGCAUGCAUCUACAUGGAUGCACCAAUCACGAGACUUUCGCUUGGCUCCUCUAGAGCGUGCAGACGUUGUCCAUUGGAUGUUAAUCUAAGGGCAUAGAAAAAAGUGACUGAGUUGAGGCACCUGACAUAUAGGUGCUCCUUUUUCUUUUACGGGUUGAGCAAUGUUUUAGAGAUAAUGGGCAUUCGGCAACAAAGCUGCGUCUCGCUACCCAUAUGUCUUUUCUUUUCCUUUCGUUUUUUAUUGCGUUUCCUACAAGCUGGGCAUCUUAUAAGCAACAAAAAGAAAAAGAACAGGCUAGGCAUCCUUUUGACAAUCAAUCCGCAGCUGAUUUUGGGAACAUGAUUGCGUGGGUAAAGCAAAGCACACCUGUACAGCGCCAAAGUAAGAGAAAGAAAAAAAAGGGUAUCGUGCUAAGCAGCUGAUCAUUGCUCCAUCUCCUUUCUUUAAAUCAUUGCUUGAUGCAGCCAGAUCGUCCCUCGCAGCAACAAAACAUUGCCCCGACGCGGCGCCUAGCUAGGGGCCGGAGUUCCCUUCAUUGCUGGUAAUUAAAUCACACUCAAAGUUGUAGUGAUUUUUUUAUGUUAUUGCUUACCCUGGUUGCUGGUUUUUUCUAAUGCUUGAUGAGAUCCUGCUUCAUCUUUUCCCUCUUCUUGUUCAGUUUCCAUAAGACCGGCCCCCUCUGUUCUGCUUCGUUCCAAACAAAUUAAGGAGCCGGCAUAUAUAAGCCUCGAAUAAUUAUCAAAUCUCUGACAUUUACAUAGAGACCGCUUGAUUGGCAUUUCAGCUAGCUAGAUCGAUGGGUGUGGGAUACCUGACAGUUCAGGAAUGCAACUCUGAUGAAAGGAAGAUCUUCUCUAAGCACUUCACUAGGGUGAUGUUCCGAGUCAAUGCCCUCCUUGUGGUGAACGCCAUCCUGAUGGGAGUCAUGGUUGUCCUAGGUGCAUACGGUCGCUAUCGCCGCCAUCCAUUGACCCGCUACAUUUUCUUGGGUGCCACUGCAUUGUUCAUUCCCAUAAUCUCCUAUGUCCUAUCUGACAUUGGUAAUCAGAAUGGCCUUAUCCUUUUUGCCGAUGGAGAAAAGAUAGUAGGCCGCAUGUGCAAUGCAAGUACCCACAUGAAUCUAGUCUUAAUAUGGACUGGUCUUGUUCAAAUGGUUGGUAUCAGCACCACUUUGGUAGUGGUCAGUGAUCCUAGAGAAGGGCGAAACAUUGGUCCAUCUGUGGCACUACUUGUGCAAGCAAUGUGGACUUCCUACCUGAUGGUCUAUAACACAAGGUUGGAUUAUUAUACAUCCAUCGACCUGGGAGGUACUACUACUGAUACCUACAUCAAGUGGUCUCUGGUAAAUGUAUUUUCUCCAACAGGAUUGGUGAUUGUCCCACCAUUUGCUCUCACCUUUGCAAAAUUACUUUUCAAGUGUUUUGUGUGGCACAAGGCCAGAAAAUCACUAGCAAUUGGAUGCAAUCCCCGUCUUAUUGUUGGAUACAUGGAGCAGCUACAUGACGCCGACAUGACAAAUGAUUAUGGGGAUAUACCUCCUCCACUAAUAGUAAUGGGCGAAGACACAAUAUCUGUGGAUAAGGAGCCUCAUGGUUAUAGCUUUGCACUUAUCCCCAAUAGAGGCGGCUUAGUGACCCUUGACAAAGUUUGGCAGCUGGAUGACAUGCAUGAUCUCAAGUUGACAUCACAUCUCAAAGAUGUAUGCCUCUCCUUCGCACUGUCCAAGCUUUUAAGGUGUCGGUUCGCCAGGUACACAAAUGCUAAGACUGGCUUCACCAAAGCUUCUAGCUUUUUACGGAAUAUGUUACUCGAGGAUAGCAAUGAUGAGAGGGUACUUCAACUGAUUGAAUAUGAGCUUUCUUUUCUUCAUGAUGUUUAUUUUUCAUCACUGGUAAUCACAUAUUCAGAGAGCAGGAUGCCCAUACUAAGCAUAUUGAUUUCACUCUCAGGCAUCGGCUACUGCUUACUUUUUACUAUGGCCAGAGUAUAUCUUCCAUUUAUUUUGGCAGAUCGAUCAACUGCAUCUUCCGAGCUGAUAUCUUGCUUGUAUCGGUGCCUUCAAUUCGAGGGAGAACAGCAAGGUACCACAACACACCUACGCGGUCAGGACUUUGGAAGUCCAGCAUUUGACCUUGUACCGAUUGUUGUACUUGUUGCACUCGUUGUGCUUGCUGAGAUAAGAGAGAUUGCUUUUUACGUUUGUUCUAACUGGACAAAAGUAGCCCUAAUCUGCGCCCACAUAAACCAUCCUUCUUGGCAGCAAUCUCCUAUCAUGCAGAAAUGUAUCAGGCAUGUGUUGCAGUGUAGAUGCAAGAUAUUAAACCAUUGGGAAGACACGAUGAACCAAUGUUCAAUACUGGUGCUACACCCAAGGAAUACUCCAAUGGGUCUGCUUCGUCGUCUUAAACCUGGUCAGAAGGUCAAGGUGCCAAGGGCGGUGAAAGCUGGUAUCAUGAAUGCAUUGAGAAGCUAUGAGAGAAGCAGAAACAAUAACCGCAUGCCAUCUCUGUGCCCGAGGCCGCAGUUGAAGACCGGCGACAACCUCCUUUGGGUGGUCGAUGGCACAAAAGGUAUAGCCAAGACCAUUCUUGUGUGCCACAUCGCCACAAGCAUUCUUGAACUCAGGUCAGCUGGAUCAUGUCAACCUCUCUCUGACCAUAAGACCGCUGCCAUUCACCUGUCCCGGUAUUGCGCCUACCUGGUGGCCUACUCCCCUGAGCUGCUUCCAGAGGACGACGAGUGGUGCAAGAGCUUGUACAAGACCGUCAAGAAGAAGGCCAAGCACAUCCUCGCCGGCAUGCCAACACCUAAAGUGGAUUAUCAACCGUUGGUAGAGCUGAUGAGCGCCUCACAGAAUCAUGAGGUGCUCAAGGAUGGUGCCAAGCUCGGACAACAGUUGGCGGAGCUGAACCAAGGAGAGGCCAACACAGCGUGGGAGCUCCUCGCCGGCUUUUGGUCGGAGAUGAUGCUGUACAUCGCUCCAUCAGACAACAUUGACGGUCACUCGGAGGCCAUCGCCCGCGGCGGCGAGCUCAUAACGCUCGUAUGGGCAUUGCUCGCACACCUGGGGAUUUUCAGUAGAGCCGCCGGCGACCCGGCCAGCAUCACUGGCGAAAGUGUGUAGGUGUGUGUUACCUUUUGUGUGAUCCAUUUGUGUAUCUUCCCACGUUCCUGAUUUUCAUUUUUGACGUGUUGUGUUUGAGGUCAUGGCGGCCCCAGCCGAGUGUGUAUCCAGAAUUCAAAAUAUGCAUCCA